This is a messenger RNA of Hylaeus anthracinus, 3679 nucleotides long. RefSeq names its product sarcolemmal membrane-associated protein (gene Slmap). The transcript has a single exon. Gene Ontology annotation, molecular function: protein binding. The record is from RefSeq and is a predicted model, not a curated record. Bases 755 to 3097 code for a protein of 780 amino acids. NCBI's taxonomy places the organism in Eukaryota, Metazoa, Arthropoda, Insecta, Hymenoptera, Colletidae.
UGUAUCUCAGUACAGUAAUGCAGUAGUUCGAGAAGAAUAUUUUUGGUCUUGAUCUAUCUAGUCGAUUACAACAGUAGCUGAUUUAUCGCGUUUGGGUGUCGUCGAUCACGUACCGCAUAUUAAACACCGUUUCUAAUGAACUUCCUUGUACGCAACAUCGAAGAUUCCAAAGUGCAAGCGAACUGGUGCGAAGGACGAAAGUGUGAAAGCGUACACUCACCGCUACUUGCGCAGAGAAACAUAUCUUUUCGCUGUUCCCAGUGCGUUCGGAAGAAUCCAGUCACUCCAAUUACAUUCUAAAGAAAACUCGGAUCAACUGAUCGUAGAGCCAAGGAAUGUUCUGGAGUUGACUAAUUGACAACCACGACGUAUCUGCAACUUCUGUUUCCACGAAGAAUUUUAUGACAAAUAGGAAAGGGAACAUUAGAAGACUGUUGGAAUAGCAACGGAAUUUUUUUUUUCUUUAUCAUGGAAACAUGUGAAUUCUCGUAUCAAGUUUCUCUACGAUAAAUCUCACGCUUGAACGAUCUAAAUCGGUCCUCGUGACCAAAUUCUAGGAUCGGGCGUGAAUAAUAGCUGUUCGAUCGUAAACCGACACGAUCAUCGAAUUCGUCCAAUGACAGUUAAAAGUGCGACCUUCCAAAGUUUUCGAAUUGGUCCUUUGUCGCGUGUGUGUCAAUAAUUAAUUUCUUUUCUGUACGUGUUCUAAACUGUCCGCCGAAAAACCUGCAACCUUUUGGAUAUUUCAUCGGCUAUGGUUGUAGCCAAUAGUGGGAGGGUACAAAAUGCCAGUUUUCCUGCCAGUCAGAAUAAUUCCAACCUGAAUGUAAACACUGUGCAGAACAACAAAAUGACAGCCAAAGGUGUCUUAAUAUGUCGUGACAAUUCUCAUCCUUUUCAAGAUCGUACAUUGACAUUAGAACAAUCUGUUAAAAUCGGUCGUUCGGUGGCAAGGGCUAGAGCAGCUCAGAAUAAUGCAAUCUUUGAUUGCAAAGUAUUAUCCAGGAACCAUGCGUUGCUAUGGUAUUCUGGAGGAAAGUUUUACUUGCAAGACACGCGUAGUAGUAAUGGAACAUUUGUUAAUAAUCAGAGACUCAGUGCUGCUGGGGUAGAAUCAACACCUAAAGAGGUAUGUUCGGGUGACAUAGUGCAAUUUGGAGUAGACGUGAUAGAAAAUACAAAGAAAGUUACGCACGGAUGUAUAGUCGCAACAUUAAAAUUAUAUUUGCCAGAUGGGAAGGAGGCUAAAGCUAGUGUUAGUACAUCAGUCGCAUCGUCGAAUAUUUCUUAUGAGGAUUUGUAUAUGUUGAAUCAGGUUAUACAAGAGGCUACAAAGCGCGAGAAAGCACUUUACUCAAAGUUAGGAUAUCUUCAACAACUUGUAUCAAAUACCCGCAAAGCUGCCAAUGAAUCAUGGAAAGCAUUAAUAGCAGAGGAUCAAUUGCUAUCUUGGGUGGAAACAAUUGAAAGCCAAUUGGCUGUUUAUUCCAAAAAUUAUACAGAAGAUAAAAUCAGAAAUGAAUUAAUACAACUUCAAGAAGAAAAGGCAGAAUACCAAAAUGCAGCAAAGGAGGCACUACAAAAAGUAUUACAGGAAAAACUUGAAAUAUCUCAGAGGUUAGUUCAGUUGGAAGGGCGGUUGAGCGAAACAGAAGAAGAAUGUCAAAGUCUUCACAAUGUAGCAAAGUAUACUCAAACAGAACUUCAAGAAUUGAGCAGUAAAUUUACUAAACUUACAGAAAGCGAAGAAGAAAUGAAAGAUAUGGUACAACACAUAGAACAAGAAAAACAGGAACUUUUGAAGAAACUUGAAGAUCGUUUUAAAAUUGAGAACCAUCUACAUGUAAAAUUACGCAAUUUCCAACGAAAUUCUCUUAAUGUCUAUAAAUUGGUUACUGCCUUGAAAAAUAAAAUGCAGAUCUUGCAAGAUACGAAUUCAAAGUUGGUAACAAGCGAAAUAAUGGACUCAAAAUAUGAAGGGAAUCCCAUCGAAGCUAUUAAUACUAUUCUUAAUACAAUGCAUUCUGUGUAUGCAAAUGAAAUGAUACUUGAUCCAGAGUCUAUUCGGUGUCAUAUGAACGACGAACAGGAUAAUCAAAUUAAUUUGCAAGAUAUCGAUUCAAAUCAAUUAAAAAAUUCUGAUAUUCCCUUUUCCAAAGAACAGUUGGAUGAUUCGUUCAAUAAUGAUAAUAUAACAGAAUAUAUUUUACCACCGCCAUCUCGAAAAACUAUGGUUAAUGGAAAUGUAAAUAUAGAUAAUUCGGAUAUUAAUUCAGAAUCUGAAACUAAUUCAGAAGCAACAGAUGAUACAUGUAGUAUUACCAGCGACGAUACAAGCGAGAAGUCUGUUAUAGAAGUUAAAAAAGAAGAACCUGCAUACGAUGUAGUUGAACAAAUUUGCGCUCUACGCGAACUAGAAGUUCGAUUUGCACGCGAAGGACAAUUGCAAGUCGCUCGUCAUCCUCAAAUCACUCAAAAGGCAAAAGAUAGCGAAGAAACAGAAAUUAAUGUUGACAGUAUGAACAAUGCUAAGUCUUUGAUCGAACCUGAUUCUACAGAAGUUCAACAGCAUGAGAAGAAGGAUGAAACAGCCAAGGACAGCAAUCAAUUAGGCGAGGAAUGCGAAGAGAAACAUUUAGAAGGAGACUAUGUUAAAACAUUAAAACCGUUAUCUAAAAAUGAUACACAGCAAAAUCUACAUACAAGGGAAUACGUAUUGCAAACUUUAAUAGGAUCUUUGGAUUCUUUAAAAGUUGAAGACAACUUAGAAUCGCAGCAAGCAGUCAAAAAGGAGUUAGAAAAUCUCAAGGAUUGGUUAAUUUGUGAACCUCACGAAGAAGUUAUUGGAAAAUUAAAAGAAUUAUAUUAUUGUGCCAAGAAUGAAUCUCAAAGAACUCAAGAGCUUCACGAAGAGCUAGUUAUUUUAAAGGAAAAGUACAAUGUAUUCGUCGAAGAAAAGGCAGAACUGUCGAAAAAGUAUACAAGUCUUAAAGCACAAUGCGGUGAUCUGUUAAAUACAACCUAUGCUGUACCAAUUCAUUAUGUUGCACCCAUUGCAAUUAUAUUAGUAUGGAUGCUCUUAGAAAAAAUAUUUUAAUGUUUCUUUUUUGAUUUUUGUAUAUAACGUUUAUUAUUAAUUAAUAUUGUACUUUUGUUUUUUAUUGGUAGCAAUAUGAUAAAAAUACAAAGUUCUAAAACAUAGUUUAUUAAAAGAUAUCGAGUAAGCGAAAGAAAAGAUGGUGGUGUGUAGUUUCAACAGAAAUUCAAACAUUUUUAUAUGAAAAAAAUAUAUUAAGAAUUGUAUAUAUUUUUCCCAUACUGUUGUUGAAACAUCGAUCACAGAAAUCUUCUCUAACAAAUCACAAAGGUAAAGCAGAGGUAUACACCAUGUUACCAUCUCAAACAAGGAACCAAAAUCAAAUUACAGCAGAAAUUUAUAGCAAUACAUAUGUACAUAGAACAAAAUUUUAGGCUAGGGAAAAUGUAUUAGAGGAAGUAUAGACAAUACCACGUAAAAUGUUCAACAUGCUGCCAAUCUUAAUAUCAUAUCUUAAAGUAUGGUAUUAAUCUAUAUUUACGAUAUUGCACACUUUACGUCGUUAUUCUUUGCAAUCAUUUCCAACACUGCACGUCCAACGACUCGAAUGUAUUAUUAUAUAAAUUACAACUAACAUUUGUA